AUGUCUUACUACGACGUUGACGCGAUCCUGACCGACUCGCAAAAACUGCCCUGCACCUUCGAACUGGACGUGCCGGGCCUGGGGUACUUGGACGGCAAUGCCGGCGGGACGAUCAAAGCCGGCACCAAGAUCGAUCUGCCCCUGUGGCUCGGGGUCAUGUUGGCCGUGUCGACGGGAAACACGCCUGGCUCUCCCAAGCUCGUCACGUUGGACUUCCCGGCACCGCUGCAGCAGCGCGUUAUCAACGCGCUCAAGGCCGACCCCAAGACGGUCGACCUGCGCGCCCAGGCACCGCACUUUUACGCGCUCGGCGCUCGCAUCAUGGAGUUGUUCGACGAUCGCGCCGUGUUGGAUACCCUGUUAGAUACAUUCAAAGAACGAGCGGCAGAAAUCGCCGACCAGGCGCACAACCCCCGCGGCGCGUUGGGGGGCGAAGGGGCCGAGUUUCUACGAGGGCUGGAGGAGAGCGAGCGACAGUUGUUCAAGGCGGCGCACGAGGGCCCCAAGGCCGUCAGAGCGUGGACGCAGGAUUUGAAGAAGAAUACGUGA
This is a messenger RNA of Fonsecaea erecta, 549 nucleotides long. RefSeq lists its product as hypothetical. The transcript has 4 exons. The record is from RefSeq and is a predicted model, not a curated record. Gene Ontology annotation, biological process: mitotic DNA replication initiation. Gene Ontology annotation, cellular component: GINS complex. NCBI's taxonomy places the organism in Eukaryota, Fungi, Ascomycota, Eurotiomycetes, Chaetothyriales, Herpotrichiellaceae. The coding region runs from base 1 to 549 and encodes 182 amino acids.